AUGCUAUAUCUGAACGUCCUCAUCCGUUGUUCGGACCAUUGCUACGCUAACGAUGCCAUCUUUGCCUGUAUUAGGCAAUUAAACUUCCUAACAGGUGCAAAUCAUCUUCGAGCAACAGCGUAUCAUCUAGCGGCAAAUGGAAUGGUCAAGAAAUUUUACCGUCAACUUGAAAUAGCUGUCACAUGCCAUCAAAACUCACGAUGGAGCGAAAUACUUCCUACAGUGAUGAUUGGAAAACGUUCAACAUCGAUGAAAGACUUUCAAGAAAAGUUAGUAGAAUUGCUGUAUACUUUUAAGGCAACGUACUCGGAAGUUACUCCCCUGUCAGAGGUUCCAGACACGAAGGUAAGACAAAGUUCGUUUUGCAAACAUCUUAAGACAACGGAUCAGGUGUUGGUUCGUCAUGACGGAACAAAACAGCCGGACAAGAAAAAUGUUGUCAUCAACAUCUAUGGUCGUAACGUCACAGUUUCUAUAAGAAGACUAAAACCGGCAUACUACAUGACAACCAAUGAUACAAGUGACCAUAACAAUGAGAACGAGGAUCCAGAGUACAUUAUUCUCGAGAGAAGACAGCCAGUUUAUUCCGUUCAACAGCCAGUUUGUUCCAUUCAACAACGAGUUGUUUCUGCUUAA
Vespa crabro (European hornet) is the source of this 636-nucleotide messenger RNA. RefSeq lists its product as uncharacterized. The transcript has 3 exons. Lineage: Eukaryota; Metazoa; Arthropoda; Insecta; Hymenoptera; Vespidae. The coding region runs from base 1 to 636 and encodes 211 amino acids. The record is from RefSeq and is a predicted model, not a curated record.